This is a messenger RNA of Cladophialophora immunda, 2699 nucleotides long. RefSeq lists its product as uncharacterized. Gene Ontology annotation, cellular component: GPI-anchor transamidase complex. The transcript has a single exon. Lineage: Eukaryota; Fungi; Ascomycota; Eurotiomycetes; Chaetothyriales; Herpotrichiellaceae. The coding region runs from base 52 to 1884 and encodes 610 amino acids. The record is from RefSeq and is a predicted model, not a curated record. Gene Ontology annotation, biological process: attachment of GPI anchor to protein.
CAAUGUAUCGCAGCGCAAACGGAAUGAGAGAUUGCUGAUAGCGAUGCCGGCAUGUCCCGGCUUUUGUUAUUACUUCUCACAUCUGCGCUCCUCGCCUUGAGCGUCGCAGCUUCUGAUUACUCUGAGCGAUUGACUCUGACCCCUUUACCCCUCGGCUCUCUCCUCGCCUCAUUCGACUUCCGCAGCAACGAAAGUGCCACGGACUAUGAAGCCCAGAAUUUCAGAUACUUCCCCCGCUCUCUGGGUCAGGCGCUGAGGCAUGCCGACACGCAAGAACUACAUCUGAGAUUUACCACAGGACGAUGGGAUCCGGAGCUUUGGGGUGCGCGCCCUUGGGAUGGCACCAAGGAGGGCGGCACCGGAGUGGAGUUAUGGGCUUGGAUAGAUGCAGACUCUGAAGAGGAGGCAUUUGGGAAGUGGACAACUCUGACACAAUCACUCUCGGGCCUGUUCUGCGCCUCAUUGAAUUUCAUUGAUGCAACCAGAACGACAAAACCUGUCUUGUCAUUCCAACCUUCAGGGACGUUCCGCAACAGGAGUCAGAAUCUUCACCUUUUGCACGGAGUACUUCCUGGAGAGGUGGUGUGCACAGAGAAUUUGACCCCCUUCCUCAAACUUCUGCCGUGCAAAGGCAAAGCUGGGAUUUCAAGCCUUCUAGAUGGACACAAGGUUUUUGACGCUUCAUGGCAGAGCAUGGCCAUUGAUGUGCUGCCGAAGUGUGCCGCUGGAGCCAACGAAUGUCAAAUGGAAAUCAGCCAAACCAUUGAUAUUGUACUCGACAUUGAACGAUCCAAACGACCGCGAGACAAUCCAAUCCCGAGACCAAUUCCCCCGGAACAACUUGUUUGCGAUGAGUCUAAGCCUUAUCAUUCACACGAUACUUGUUAUCCUCGCGACAUGGUGGACGAAAUUCCGUGGUCCCUCAAGGAUAUCUUUGGAAGGACGUUAGCUGGGACAUGUCCCCUGGCAGACGAUGAUGGACCUGACUCGAAACCUCUGUGCCUCAAUGUACCACAUGAUCGAAUGGUGUUAAUCAGCUAUAGCGGGUUUGAAGUCAAAUCUCAACCUGGCCCUAGCGAAUCAAGGUGUUAUUCGAUCAUGCCAUUCGAAGAAUUCGAUCUUGAAGUGCCCCGACAGCAAUCUACCACCAGAAAGCACGACUUGGGCAAUGAACUUGUUCGAGCAGAAAGAACAAUGACCGGCCAUGGUGCUGCCCACGGAGGCAUGCGCACCAUCUUUACCAACCCAUCCGCGACCGAGUCGGUCCAGUUCGUAUACUUUGAGAGUCUACCCUGGUUCAUGCGUCCCUUCAUGCAUACUCUCAAGGCUCAAAUCACGCAUUCGUCCUCAACCCCUUUCGACUCUUCGAGACUUGAGAAGGAAAGAAUAAUCAUGGACAUGUACUACCGACCCGCAAUUGACCGCCACCGCGGUACACAACUUGAACUACUGCUUAACGUACCGCCCCUCACCACUGUCUCUCUGACAUAUGCCUUUGAAAAGUCUAUUCUUCGCUACACGGAAUACCCUCCCGAUGCGAAUCGUGGAUUCAACAUUCCCCCUGCAGUAAUUCGUAUCCUUUCACCGCAACUAAUCGAUCCGGUUACGGGAAACGCCAGAGAUGUUUACAUCAGGACGACAAGCUUGCUAUUGCCAUUGCCGACGCCGGAUUUUUCCAUGCCAUAUAAUGUGAUCAUAUUGACGAGUACGGUUAUGGCGUUGGCGUUUGGGAGCAUUUAUAACUUGUUGGUCAGGAGAUUUGUUGGUGCUGAUGAGGUUGGAGAGGGCAGAUUACCGGGUUUUGUGAAAAGGAUACAGGGCACGGUACAAGGCAUGAUUGUACGAGUGAAGGAUCGACUGCGGGGGAAAGGAAAAGUGGAAUAGAUACCAAUGUGUUUCCCGUCGACAUGUUGUUCUCAGUCAAUUGGUAUAUUCAACGCUGGAUUGCGUAAACAACGCUACCGGUCCUGCUGUUCUCAGCGUCUCCUGCCCACACCUGCUUCAGCUCCCCGACUCUCCAUACUGACAAUCUCACCAAUGCCUGCCUCUUCCUGCUCAUCCUCCAGCCUUCCAACCUCCUCGCGACAAUCCCACCACCUCUCCUCGGCCUGCUCAAACGCCUUCUUCCUCAACUCUUUAAUCGUCUGCUCGGCGGCCAGCGCCGCCAUCUCUGCUUUGCCGCCAUACGACUGUUUCUCGAUGAGCAUCCGCUGCCAGUCUUCCGAGGUGCGGGCGUAAAAGUCCCGGAGGGACUCGAAGGGCCGUGGGAACGGGCGGGGGUCUAGCGAGGCCAGGGUCUCGGGUUCGGUCUCGAGCUCAGAGGGCCGGGACAUAGGUGUCGUUGCGGCCGUGGACGCCAAGGGCCGCGAGUCGAGGGACAUGGUGUCGGCUCUGCUCUCGAGGUCUUCGUCUGUGUCCAUGCCUUCGUCCUCGUCGUCUUCGCCUUCUUCGUAGUCGUCGUCAUCGUCCAUCUCCUCGUCACUCUCUUGGAUGGUCACGUUCCAGUUGAUGGGUUCGACGUAGUGCAGCUCUUUCACGCCGUCGAGCUUGCCCAGGUCAACGGCAUAGAAGUCUGAGAAGGUGAUUUCCACGUCUUUCUUCUCCAAUGUACCUCCAAAGAUAUAUAGCGUGUCGUCCUGUACAGCAAGCUGGGCGUUGAAGCGAGGAUGCGGCAUUUCGAAUCGGACAGGGUAAACCCG